UUAUUUCUUUUGUAGUUUUAGGGAAUCAGAUUAGCCGUUAUUUAAAGUAGAUAUUAGCGUUUCGAAAACCUUUUUUUUAUGUUGAUAUUUGAAUUAAGGAUCGCUCAAGCCAGUCGAUUUUAUGUUUCUCUUCGGUUGUUUGUUUCAUCUGCGGGAAAGUAAUCUGGAUUUCUGGUUACUUCUUCGCGGUAUUGGGCUAUUAUCCAGGAUUUCUCGUAUUAAGUUUUCUGCAGAAGGGCAUUGUUCAAAUUCGAUGGAUCUUAUAGAUAUAACCUCUUCAGAUAGUGAAAAUGAAGUCAGUAUUGAAAAGGAAACCUCACUUGCUGCGGGAUUUUCUACUUCACCGAUUCCAAGGAUGAUUCCUUCACAGGCUUCAACCUCCACAUGUUAUAAUGGAUCUUCUCAAAAGCCUUUAUUGCUUGAAAGAGCAUCACCUUCUAACGAAAGAUCUGCAAACCGUGAUCACUAUUCAAGGAGUAAACUCCAAAUGAUUCCAAGUUAUAGUGAUCAGGGAAAAACUUCAAAUCAGGAGAGUUCCCUGAUGGAUAAUGCUAAAUACUCCAUAAAAAAUGGAAAUACAAGUCAGCCAAUGAAUUUUGUAGACAUUGAAAAUCUUGGAAUGGCAACUGAUUCCAGAAAUAAUGAGAUGCUUGGUACAGCUUCUGGAAAGGUUUUAUCCCAACAAAAUUCAAGGAGAAUUAUUCCACCGUCUCUUAAUCAAUCUGCACCAAGUACUAAAUCAAAAACUUCUUUGGAGAAUGGGACUAGCAGUUACAUACCAGAUAAUCAUGGCAAAUCCUAUCAAUCCUAUCAUAAUGACGAUGAUGUUAUUAUGUAUGAAAAUAGAGGAAGUAGGCUUCUACCACCAUCUUUGAUGCAGGUCAAGUCUACUAGUUCACUGUACAGUAGUUCAAGUGAUCCUGCAUAUCAUCUUCAUUUGGGAGAAGAAAGGUCUGCAGAGAAUGACGAGAGAGUUAUUUUUCAAGCAGCUCUACAGGAUCUUUCACAGCCAAAAGUAGAAGCUACUUUACCUGAUGGUCUUUUGGUGGUGCCUCUAUUAAGGCACCAGAAAAUUGCCCUGGCAUGGAUGCUGCAGAAGGAGACACUUAGUACGCAUUGUUUAGGUGGAAUUCUGGCCGAUGAUCAGGGCCUUGGUAAGACUAUAUCGACGAUUGCCCUUAUACAAAUGCAGAUGCGUUUGCAGUCAAAAUACACUUCAGAUGAUCAAUGCACGUUGAAACCUGAACCCUUGAGUUUGGAUGAUGAUGACGAUGAUAAUGGCGUUUCUGAUUUUGUAAAGAUAAAGUAUGAUGGAGAAUCGAGUGAAGUUAAAAAGAUUCCAAAGGUAGUUAAUGCUGUUCCUGCAUUCUGUAAGGUUAAGCCUUCUGCAGGUACUUUGGUUGUGUGCCCGGCCAGUAUUCUUCGUCAGUGGGACAGGGAACUGAAUGACAAAGUCGCAGACAGUUCUAAAUUGAAAGUUUUGAUCUAUCAUGGAGGCUCUAGAACAAAGGAUCCUAUUGAGCUAGCAAAAUAUGAUGUUGUUCUCACAACAUACUCUAUUGUAACUAAUGAAGUUCCAAAGCAAGCUUUAGCUGAUGAUGAUGAUGGUGACCAAAGAAAUGGGGAAAAGUGUGGAUUAUCUCCAGAAUUUUCAACCAGUAAGAAAAGGAAAAAGAUGUCUAACACCAGUAAGAAAGGAAAAAAAGGUAGAAAGGAAACUGAUGGUUCAUCUCAUGAUUUUGGUUGUGGUGCACUUGCAAGGGUUGUCUGGUUCAGGGUGGUAUUAGAUGAAGCUCAAACCAUAAAAAACCACAGAACUCAAGUGGCUAGAGCCUGCUGUGGUCUUCGAGCUAAAAGAAGGUGGUGCUUAUCAGGAACUCCAAUGCAAAAUUCAAUUGAUGAUCUGUACAGCUACUUCAGAUUUCUGAAGUAUGAUCCAUAUGCUGUCUAUAAAAAUUUCUAUCUUCAAAUAAAGAUCCCAAUAUCCAGAGAUGCACCCAGUGGUUACAAGAAACUUCAAGCAAUUCUGAAGACCAUAAUGCUGCGCCGUACAAAAGGCACGCUGCUUGACGGAGAGCCUAUUAUUAAAUUACCCCCAAAAUCAGUAUACUUGACAAAGGUGGAGUUCUCUACUGAGGAACGGGCCUUCUAUUUAAACCUAGAAGCAGAUUCACGUUUGCAGUUCAAGAAAUAUGCUGCUGCUGGCACGGUGAAUCAGAACUAUGCAAAUAUUCUAUUAAUGCUUUUGCGUCUCCGCCAAGCUUGUGAUCAUCCUCGUCUUGUGAAAGAAUAUCACUCAGAUCCUGUUGGAAAAGCUUCCUUAGAGAUGGCAAGGAAACUCCCCAGGGAUAUGCUGGUCAAUUUAUUAAAUCGCUUGGAAGCUUCUUUGGCAAUUUGUGGUAUAUGCAGUGACCCAGUCCCACCUGAAGAAGCUGUUGUUACUAUGUGUGGCCACGUCUUUUGCUAUCAGUGUGUAUCUGAAUAUUUAACAGGCGAUGACAAUCAGUGUCCUGCAGAUGAAUGCAGAGAAUCACUAGGUUCUGAUAUUGUGUUUUCUGGGGCUACUCUAAGAAGUUGUAUUUUUGAUGAGAAUGAUGGUAAUUCCAAUUCUUUGGAGGUUGCUGAGAGAUCUGUGGCUCCACAGAGUGUGUACAGUUCUUCAAAAAUUAGAGCUGCUAUUGAAAUUCUGCAGUCUCUUAAUAAGUCAAAGAACCCAAGUUCAGUAUUAAGUUCUCAGGGCUGUGGUGCAACAGGCUCAGACUGUUGUUUCUCUGAUGCUAGUGAUGUACAAUGUGUACAUUCAAGCCCUCGAACAGAAGGACGUGUAAAAGCUAUUGUUUUCUCCCAGUGGACUAGCAUGCUGGACUUACUUCAGAGUGCAUUGAAUGACACUUGUAUGCAGUAUAGAAGACUUGAUGGGACAAUGUCCCUGCCUUCAAGAGACAAGGCUGUCAAAGAUUUCAACACUGAUCCAGAGGUGACGGUUAUGUUGAUGUCACUAAAAGCAGGAAAUCUUGGUCUGAAUAUGGUUGCUGCUUGUCAUGUUAUACUGCUAGAUCUCUGGUGGAAUCCAACAACUGAAGAUCAGGCUGUUGAUAGAGCACAUAGAAUUGGGCAGACUCGGCCUGUAACUGUUUCUCGGAUAACUGUCAAAGAUACCGUGGAAGAUCGGAUAUUAGCUCUCCAGGAGGAAAAGAAAAAGAUGGUUGCAUCUGCUUUUGGAGAAGAUCAAGCGGGUGGUUCAGCAACUCGGCUUACAGUGGAAGAUUUGAGAUAUCUAUUCAUGGUCUGAAAUAAAACUUGUCCUCUAUGCUCAGAGUUGUCAGGUAUUCCUUGUACACCAUUUCUCAAGGAAAGACCAAGGAAUCAAACCUGAAUUUGAAUGGUUGAGAUGCAACAGGUUCAACUGAAGCUGUGCCUAUGCCUCUUGCUGCUUGGCCGUCACUCAGGCCGGAGUGAUGCAUAACAUAUUAUUUUAGUCUGACAUAGCUAGCUGAGGCUUAAAAGCCAGUAUUAUUGUGCAGAUGUAGUAAGACAAACAUAUUGUAAAUAUCUGAAUAUACAUGCCCCAUGCUUAAAUGUAUGGCAUAACAAUCAAUGACGUUGACA
Molecule: messenger RNA, 3609 nt
Organism: Telopea speciosissima
Lineage: Eukaryota; Viridiplantae; Streptophyta; Magnoliopsida; Proteales; Proteaceae
Product: helicase-like transcription factor CHR28
Exons: 11
Coding region: 122-3292 (1056 amino acids)
Molecular function (GO): ATP-dependent chromatin remodeler activity; ATP binding
Source: RefSeq, a predicted model, not a curated record